AUGCGCAUAACAUGUUUACAGUUAACCAAGCUGUAACAACGUAAAUCGUCCACUGGGGGCAACAGCACAAGGAUGUCUAGACAACCAGCUUAGCUCAGCUGUUCAGUUGCUGAGGCAGGGAGAAUUCCUUAUCAGGGCCAAAGUAUCGCUGGAGGAAGAAGGCGGUGCUGUUGGGGAGGAUGCUCAGAGAUGCUCGGGGUACCUCACCAUGAAAACAGUGACCAUAUUUAGUUUAUUCUGAAAACAAAAAAAUAAGAUUGAAUCUUCUGGGACUUAUUGUAACAGGCAUUCGCCGAGACUAGGGCCAAGAAGAAGCUGUCUUUGUUUGGUUCGGCUAAUGCUAGCAAGAUAGACAGCUGUUUGUUGUCUUUUCUUCCGGAGACGUCAUUUCUCAUUCUUGUGAGGAGCGCCUAGGGACGGAUAGAUAGUGCGCGCACUAACCGCGGUUUGUACAUUUGAUCAAUUCUUCUGUUAUUUCACAUUACUAUAUUGGCUACACUUGUUAAACGACACAAAGAGGUAAACAACCUCUGGUUUGGCAUUAGGUGAUGAUGAUGACGAGGGGCCUAUGUUUCCGAACAAAAACUUCAUUUAGAUGAGUCACAUUCUCGGAUUCUUGGGGUCGGAAUCGGGCCAAAAUCCAACAUACGGUGUUGAGAGGUUGUUUGUUACAAGUACAUUCCUUAGAGGUAUAUUAAAUGCGUUUUAGAAUUCAUAUUAUCACCCGUGUAUGUGUUGUGACACGAUUAUAGGCCUACCGUUGGUAUAAUUAGCCCAGUAGAUGCUUUUAUCGCUCCUUGUGUUCAUCAGCAAGCUGUUCCACUAUUUAUCAAUGUUCAGCUCCGACAGACUCACGGUGCCUGAAUAUGUCAGUCGCCUUCAAACGCGCAAAACCGCCGCCGACCCCAGGGCUGUGUCGCCGGGCAUUAACGCUGACGUCCAGGCAGUGCUGGAUGCCUCUCUGCCAGCACUGCGGUUAGCAGUGAAAACCUUAAAAUCAGCCAAGGACACUGGCGCUUUGGACGACACCCGCCAGGCAAUAGCUGAGAUUUAUCAGCUGGUGGAAGAAGCCUGGAUCUUGCCAGCUUUGGGACGGCAGGUGGCCGAGGAGAUAUGCAACAGGAUACGGCUGGAUGGGGGGCUGGACCUGCUCUUGCAGCAUCUGCAGACACCCGCGGUGGAGAUCACCUAUGAGACAGCCAAGUUGUUGGAGCAGAUCCUGGUAGCAGAAAACAGAGACUAUGUGGCGCGCAUGGGCCUGGGCGUGAUCCUGAACCUGGCCCGCUCCCAGGAGGACGCGCAGCUGGCGCGCAGCGUGUCGGGCAUCCUGGAGCACAUGUUCAAGCACACGGAGGAGACGUCCACGCAGCUCAUCGCCAAUGGCGCGCUGGACGCGCUGCUCUUCUGGUGCCGCGGCACCGACCCCACCGUGCUGCGCCACUGUGCCGUGGCGCUGGCCAACUGCGCCAUGUAUGGCGGGCACCGCUGCCAGCGGCUGAUGAUCGAGAAGCAGGCGGCCGAGUGGCUGUUCCCCCUGGCCUUCUCCAAGGAGGACGAGCUCAUCCGCUUCUACGCCUGCCUGGCCGUGGCCGUGCUCGCCGCCAACAAGGAGAUCGAGAAGGAGGUGGUGAAGUCGGGCACUCUGGAGCUGGUGGAGCCCUUCAUCGCCUCCCUGGACCCGGAUGAGUUCGCCCGCAGCCUCCUGGACAGCAGCGACAGCAUGCAGGGACGCACGGCGGCCGACCUGCAGCACCUGCUGCCCCUGCUGGACGGCACGCGCCUGGAGGGCAAGUGCAUCGCCGCCUUCUACCUGUGCGUGGAGACCAGCAUCAAGUCACGCCAGCGCAACACCAAGAUUUUCCAGGAGAUCGGUGCGGUGCAGAGCCUGAAGAGGAUCGUCAUGUACUCCAGCAACGCCACGGCCUGCUCGCUUGCCCGCCGCGCGCUCGGCAUGAUGGGAGAGGAAGUUCCGCGCCGCAUCCUGUCCUCCGUGCCAAACUGGAAGAGCGGCGAGGUGCAGCGGUGGCUGCAGCAAGUUGGCUUCAGCGCCUACUCCGAACGCUUCCAGGAGCUGCAGGUUGAUGGAGACCUGCUGUUGAACAUCACUGAUGAGGACCUGAGAUGUGACCUGGGCAUGGCCUCUGGACUCACCAGGAAAAGAUUUCUGCGUGACCUGCGCGUGCUGAAGAUGUACGCCAACUACUCCACAUGCGACCCCGACAGCCUGGCCGACUGGCUGGCCGACGUGGACCCGCGCUUCCGCCAAUACACUUACGGCCUGGUGCAGUCGGGCGUGGACCGCAAGAGCGUCCGCCACGUGACGGACGAGCAGCUGAGGAGCGACUGCGGUGUGCAGAACGGCGUGCAUCGCGCCCGCAUAGUGGCGGCGCUGCGCAACCCCAAGAGGACCUGCCUGACCGACGCGCAGCCCUGCGGCCCCGACGUCUUCAUCAGCUAUCGCCGCACCACCGGCUCACAGCUGGCCAGCCUGUUGAAGGUGCAUCUGCAGCUGCGUGGCUACAGCGUGUUUAUCGAUGUGGAGAAGCUGGAGGCGGGCCGCUUUGAGGACAAGCUGAUACAGAGCGUGCAGCGCGCUCGCAACUUCAUCCUGGUGCUCUCGGCCAACGCCCUCGACAAGUGCAUGGGGGACCUCGCCAUGAAGGACUGGGUACACAAGGAGAUUGUCACUGCCCUCAGCGGGAAGAAAAACAUUGUUCCGGUCACGGAUAACUUCCUCUGGCCCGAUCCCAAAUCCCUACCAGAAGAUAUGAGCCCCGUCCUCAAAUUCAACGGAAUCAAAUGGUCCCAUGAGUACCAGGAGGCGACUAUCGAGAAGAUCCUGCGUUUCCUGGGCAAGCCGAGCCAGGACCAGCUGGACCGAGGGAAGGAGCCGGAGGCACCCAAGAAGGAGUAGCGUGGUCCCAAACAGGCCCCUUAGCCAGUCAGCCAUCACACGGCUCACCUGGGGCCUGGAUUUACCCAGCGAGGAUGGAUCAGUAUUCUUUGAUGUCCAAAGAGCCUUUAUAAAAUGUUUUUUUCAUUCAGUAGCAGUACAUGAGAAUCUGUCUCCUAGCAGCAGACAAGACGACAGCAGACAACAGGUGUUCCGUAUGUAUAUGACUCACUUCCUGUGCGUGUGCGUGUGUGUGUGUGUGUGUGUGUGUGUGUGUGUGUGUGUGUGUGUGUGUGUGUGUGUGUGUGUGUGUGUGUGAGUGUCUGAUGAGUGAGUGUGUACCUCAAUCACUGCAUUUACCUCUCUGCGGUGCGAGUUAGCAAAUCAAUAUGUAAUCUCAGUCCUAGAGGUUUCACUUUUGGCUUUCUGCCUUUCAAAUGCCACGGCUUGAAGGUCAUGCCACCUCCCUCCAGCAUCACCUUAGGAGCUCAGGUGUCCUGUCUGUCCAGAUAAUAAAUUGCUCUCUGAUUGUUUUCUUUGCCUUGUGCUCACUGUCGCCCCCCUCAGGAAUACUCUACACAUGACAUGUAACCACGGACAUGGGGAGGACAGAGUUAGACCCGUAUCCUACCUGUAAUGUCAUUAUAAUAUAGCAUAGCACAGCAUAAUGUUAAAUUUGCUUUUCAAAAUGAUAUUCUACAAUCUCUUGAGUUUAAAUUAUGCUUGAAGAAGAGGAGAGGAGAACUGUUUUGUGCCUUGAUUGUAAUCCGCAUGUUUUUUUUAUUGUUUAGUUUGUCCCAUCCCAAUGAUGAAAAUUGUUAAUUGAAAAACAUAUUAUAUGCAUUAAAAUACUAUAUGCAUUAAGAUCAUGCUUUGGGUAAAAUAGGAAGGGUGUGUUUGAGAGGUAUUUCGAGAAGCAUGUGGCCUAGUUCCAGAACAAAUAGCUAUCAUGUAAUCACUGAUCAUCACGCACCUAACAGGCUUGUGGGUGUGAUGAAUAGAGAUGAAUUGUGUACUAUCAAACAUAGCAGUAAGAAUGACUAAGGCAGCCUGUUAUCACUGUGAAAAUACCUUGUGCUUGACACACCUUUUUGAAGCUAUUACCGUAUAUGACAGUCUACUAAUUCUCCAGUGCACCACCAAAUGCAAGAAAGGCAAGGCAAGGCAAGUUUAUUUAUAUAGCGCAUUUCAUACACAGGUGCAACUCAAUGUGCUUCACAAAGUUAACAAAUGUUAAAAAAGAACAUGCAGUAUUUUCAUAGAGAGGGAGAGCGAAGAUCCAUGCCACAUACUUUUGCAGUAAUGAUUCAUUGUAUAGUCAGAGUCAUAUGAGUGGAAUAAAUUCCAGGACAAAUAACGAAAACUGAGUUACCGGUACUUACGGCACAGACAAAAAAAUGCAUAUUGGCUUCACAUACCAGGAGAUAUCACAACAGUUUCCCUAGUUAUUCAGAAAAAUAAUGCACGUUAUGCAAGGUACGGCCUCUUUUCUGAAAAACUGAGUUGAACAUGUGGGUCGUCAGCACCCUCACCGUCGAAGUAUUUAAGAGUGAAGCCUGCUCCAAGCUUAACAAUUGACAAGUUUUUCCAAACAUUCCCAUGAUUUUAUUUGUGAUUGGCAAAUUGGGUUAGGUUCUGCUGCCUCAGUGUAAAAUUUUUGCAGUUCUUCUCUUGUCGAAUAUCAAGAUUAAAUGUGAAGAUAAUGGUUUGUGCAUACAGUUUAAUACCAUAUGAAGCUUGGACAUUCAAGGUCCUUACAUGGCUGUACAUUCCGAAGACAAUAAAACAAAUCAUCAAUUGUUUGUGAGUCCCAGUGUGAAAAGUGCAAA
This is a messenger RNA of Engraulis encrasicolus (European anchovy), 4722 nucleotides long. It is a transcript of the gene sarm1, whose product is annotated as sterile alpha and TIR motif containing 1. The coding region runs from base 782 to 2914 and encodes 710 amino acids. NCBI's taxonomy places the organism in Eukaryota, Metazoa, Chordata, Actinopteri, Clupeiformes, Engraulidae. The transcript has 10 exons. Gene Ontology annotation, molecular function: NAD+ nucleosidase activity; protein binding; signaling adaptor activity. Gene Ontology annotation, biological process: negative regulation of MyD88-independent toll-like receptor signaling pathway; signal transduction; response to axon injury. The record is from RefSeq and is a predicted model, not a curated record. Gene Ontology annotation, cellular component: dendrite.